Centrocercus urophasianus (Greater sage-grouse) is the source of this 1349-nucleotide messenger RNA. RefSeq names its product defective in cullin neddylation 1 domain containing 2 (gene DCUN1D2). Gene Ontology annotation, biological process: positive regulation of ubiquitin-protein transferase activity; protein neddylation. Gene Ontology annotation, cellular component: ubiquitin ligase complex. Lineage: Eukaryota; Metazoa; Chordata; Aves; Galliformes; Phasianidae. Gene Ontology annotation, molecular function: ubiquitin-like protein binding; ubiquitin conjugating enzyme binding; cullin family protein binding. The record is from RefSeq and is a predicted model, not a curated record. The coding region runs from base 87 to 866 and encodes 259 amino acids. The transcript has 7 exons.
GCGCGCCUGCGCGGGAGGUGCUGGUGGUAGCGGCAGUGGCGGCGGCGGCGCCGGGCGGUGAAGUUGGUUAAAGCGCCGGUGGUAAAAUGCAUAAGCUUAAAUCAUCUCAGAAGGACAAGGUCCGCCAAUUUAUGGCGUUUACUCAGGCUGGGGAAAGGACUGCUAUAUACUGCUUGAUGCAGAAUGAAUGGAAGCUAGAAGUGGCAACAGACAACUACUUCCAGAAUCCAGAUUUGUACUACAAAGAAUCCAUGAAGAAUUCAGUAGACAGGAAGAAAUUAGAACAACUGUAUAAUCGAUACAAAGACCCACAAGAUGAAAAUAAAAUUGGCAUUGAUGGAAUACAACUGUUCUGUGACGAUUUAAGCCUGGACCCUGCCAGUAUCAGUGUUCUGGUCGUAGCGUGGAAAUUCAGGGCGGCUACUCAGUGUGAAUUCAGUAAAAAGGAAUUUGUAGAUGGCAUGACAGAGCUGGGGUGUGACUCCACAGAAAAACUAAAAGCUCUAUUGCCACGACUGGAACAGGAACUGAAGGAUCCAACAAAGUUCAAAGAUUUUUAUCAGUUUACUUUUAACUUUGCAAAAAAUCCUGGACAAAAAGGUCUAGAUCUAGAAAUGGCAAUUGCAUACUGGAAUUUAGUCUUGUCAGGAAGGUUUAAAUUUCUAGAUCUUUGGAAUAAAUUCUUGUUGGAACAUCAUAAAAGAUCAAUUCCAAAAGAUACUUGGAAUCUUCUGUUAGACUUUGGAAAUAUGAUUGCAGAUGAUAUGUCCAACUAUGAUGAAGAAGGAGCAUGGCCUGUUCUUAUAGAUGAUUUUGUGGAAUAUGCACGACCAGUAGUCACAGGAGGAAAGCGUAAAACUUCCUAACUGCAGACUCAUCGACGUGGACUAAAUGCACAGUCUGAACUGCAUUAGGUAAUGAAGAUUUGUUGGCUGAUAGCUGUGCACGUUGUUGCUGGUUUCAGUGGUCAUGGUGAGAUUCCAGAGACAAAAUGGAAAUUCUUCCUUUCUGCCUAACGAAAAUGAUGGUUGAGUUGUGGACGUUUCGUGAACAAGCUCAGAAGAUGGUCCAGGCUGAUUGCAGGCUACUGGCUUCAAUUAUUGUACUGGUUGUAUCAUAUAGGAUGUAGAUUUUGCAUGAUUUUAUACUUUGGAGAAGUUUAACUAGAGGCCAUUUUAUUAUUGAAGUUUUGACAGCACAGCAUGCCAUUGAGUUCAUGAUCCAAAGUGAACACCAGCAGUCAAAUAAACAGAACUGUAUUAUAUUGUACCUAUAUUAAAGGCAGUAUUUGUGGUAUAUAAAUUAAAUCCCUAAAUAAAACUUAUGCAGUAUGUUGUGUUUUUAUAAAA